Molecule: messenger RNA, 3564 nt
Organism: Candoia aspera
Lineage: Eukaryota; Metazoa; Chordata; Lepidosauria; Squamata; Candoiidae
Product: collagen alpha-1(VII) chain-like
Exons: 58
Coding region: 1-3564 (1187 amino acids)
Biological process (GO): extracellular matrix organization
Molecular function (GO): extracellular matrix structural constituent conferring tensile strength
Source: RefSeq, a predicted model, not a curated record
AUGCCGGAUCAGGCAAAAGACUUGUUUCCCAUGGGGGAGCCAGGAGAUCCUGGAGAGGAUGGCAUGAAAGGAGUGAAAGGAGAAGCUGGUUUACCUGGCCUGCCAGGAGAACGGCAUCACUCCAGGGUUUGGGGUGGAGUAGUGAGGGGAGAUGGGAAGAAGCUUUGGGAGGGCUUGCAAGACUGCUGUCUAGGAAAUUGGUAUCAACCAUUCCCUUUCCACAAGAGAAUUACAAAGACAUCUUUUCCCCCUCUCUUCCAGGGAAUAGAGGGUUCCAGAGGGCUCCCUGGAGUUCGCGGUGAUCCUGGAGAUCGAGGCCCGGUGGGAGAGAAGGGUGAUCGAGGUCCUCCAGGCCUGGAUGGUCGUAAUGGCUUGGAUGGAAAACCUGGACAAAUAGGCCCUUCAGGUCAAAGAGGUGACCCAGGAAAGCAGGGUGACCCUGGCCGAGAUGGCUUGCCAGGUCAGCGUGGAGAGCAAGGUCCUCCUGGAGCAAUUGGCCCCCUGGGAUCUCCAGGACUGCCUGGCAAGCCUGGCGAAGAUGGCAAACCUGGGCAGAAUGGGAAGAAUGGAGAAGAUGGGAUCCCGGGAGAAGACGGGAGAAAGGGGGAUAAAGGUGAAGCUGGAAUACCUGGCAAAGAAGGUCCUGAAGGUGUUAAAGGGGAGAGAGGAACCAGUGGGCCUCCAGGGCCUCCAGGACCACCAGGUGUUCCCGGCAUGCCUGGACAAGUUGGUCCACCAGGCCAGAGCAUGCCAGGCCUCCCUGGGGUAUCUGGUCAAAAGGGAGACAGAGGAGAACCUGGAUCCAAAGGAGAUCAGGGGAGAAAUGGUGAACCUGGGCCACGAGGGGAACCCGGAAUGGCAUCAAAUGUUGAACGUGCCCUGGAAGCAUAUGGUAUUAAGAUUUCCUUACUCCGAGAGAUCACUGGUGCCUACGACGGCAGUUCAGAUCAGCUGCUACCUGUUCCUGACCGCCGGAGAGGACUGAAGGGAGACAGAGGAGAUCCAGGAGACAGGGGACCACCAGGAAAGGAGGGUCCCAUAGGCUUCCCUGGGGAAAGAGGAGCAAAAGGAGAUAAAGGAAGUGAAGGACCACAAGGACCACCAGGACGUGCCAUCGGAGAGCGGGGGCCAGGAGGGCCACCUGGGCAGCCAGGGGAGCCUGGGAAACCUGGAAUUCCAGGGCUGCCAGGCCGGGCAGGAGAGCUUGGAGAAGCAGGGAAGCCUGGAGAGAAAGGUGACAGGGGUGAGAAAGGUGGAAAAGGAGAACAGGGCAGAGAAGGAUCACCAGGUCCUCCAGGCCCACCAGGACCGAAGGUAGAUACAACUCCUGAAGGGAGCCUCCCUGGAUUUCCUGGGGAACGUGGACCUAUAGGACCCAAGGGAAGCAAGGGAGACCCAGGAGAAGAUGGUGCAAAAGGCUCCAGAGGCGAUAAGGGUGAAGAUGGUCAAAAAGGGGAGAGAGGUGAAGCUGGUGAAAAGGGCAGGGAUGGCACUCCAGGACCUCCAGGAGAGAGAGGCCUUCCUGGCUCAGAAGGGAAAGCAGGCCUACAGGGUUUUAGAGGGCCCCCCGGCCCAGCUGGCUUCCCAGGUUUCCCCGGAGUUCUGGGCAGACCGGGAGAUGCAGGAGAACCUGGGUCCAGCAUCCGAGGUAUGCCAGGCCCUCAAGGGAGUGUGGGACUCCCAGGACCACCAGGAUCUCCUGGGCUUGCGGGUCCACAGGGCUCCACAGGAUUACCCGGGCAAGUGGGUGAGCCAGGGAAACCAGGUGUUCCAGGAAGAGAUGGUGUGCCUGGAAAAGAAGGGGAGCCUGGACUGCCUGGGAAAAUGGGUAUCCCAGGACCUUCAGGACCUGCUGGUCCUAAAGGAGAGCCUGGAGAUGCUGGGUCCCCAGGACAGAGUAUAGUGGGGCCUCCUGGAUUGAAAGGUGAGAAGGGUGCACCAGGAGACUUUGAUAAGGAACUUCUGGAGAAGCGAGGACUCAAGGGUGAUAGAGGCAUACCAGGCCCUCGUGGAGAGAAGGGUGAUCCUGGAAGUCCAGGGGUACCUGGAGAUCCUGGAGAAGAUGGAGCCAAAGGAUCACCUGGGAUCAAAGGAGAAAAGGGUUCAGUUGGAAUUGGCCUCCAGGGACCUCCUGGACAAGUUGGACCUCAAGGGUUGAAGGGAGACCCUGGUUUACCUGGCCCACCAGGCCCAUCUGGCUUGCCAGGUGUGGCUGGAACUCCUGGCCAGCCUGGACUGAGAGGAGAAAAUGGAAUGACUGGCCAACCUGGACCUCCAGGAGAGAGGGGUUUGAUUGGCUUCCCUGGGAGAGAUGGUACUUCUGGAUCACCAGGACCUCCAGGACCUCCAGGGUCACCAGGUUCCUCAGGCACACCAGGAGUAAAGGGUGACAAGGGGGACACAAGUGUUGGGCAACCAGGACCUAGAGGAGAACGAGGAGAUCCAGGACCGCGAGGCGAAGAUGGGCGCCCAGGACUGGAGGGAGAUCGUGGGCCUGCAGGCCCUCCUGGAAACAGAGGGGAGAGAGGUGACAAAGGUGACGUUGGGCUUAUGGGGCUGAAAGGAGACAAAGGAGAUACUGUCAUUGUGGAAGGCCCACCAGGUCUUAGAGGGAACAAAGGAGAACCAGGAGAACGUGGUCUGAAAGGAAUAGAAGGGGAGAAGGGUGACAAAGGAGAUCACGGAAUCAUUGGAGAGAAGGGAGUAAAGGGUGAGCAAGGUGAGAAGGGGUCCACAGGCUUCCCUGGUGCACGAGGGCCCAGUGGACAGAAGGGAGAAAUUGGUGAGUCAGGAGAACCAGGAGAGCCGGGUCAGCCUGGGAAGGACGGUAUUCCCGGAACCAGAGGGGAGAAAGGAGACAUGGGACCUAUUGGAAUGCGAGGCCCAAAGGGCGAUCGAGGAAUGAAAGGAGCCUGUGGCCAAGAUGGAGAUACGGGUGAGAAGGGAAAUUCCGGGUUGCCAGGCCGAAUGGGGCUUCCUGGAAGGAAGGGUGAUCCUGGAGAGGUUGGCCUGCCUGGAACACCAGGAAUCCCUGGGAAGGAAGGCCUCAUUGGUCCCAAGGGUGACAGAGGAUUUGAUGGCCAGAAAGGAUCCAGAGGCGAUCAGGGAGAAAAGGGGGACAGGGGUGCGCCAGGUGUUAUUGGUUCCCCAGGAUCGGUAGGAAGUGAUGGACCCCCUGGACCUCCUGGGCCACCUGGCAACAUUGGCCCCAAAGGCCCAGAAGGAAUUCAAGGGCAGAAGGGUGAAAGAGGCCCUCCCGGUGAGUCAGUCGUAGGAGCCCCAGGAGCACCAGGCAUGACUGGAGAAAGCGGAGAACAGGGAAGUCCGGGACUUGAUGGCCAAAGAGGAGAAAAAGGAGUACCUGGCAUGAUGGAAGAAGAGAUCCGACAGUUUGUCAGGCAAGAGAUGAGUCAACAUUGUGGUAAGCUUGUGGAGGCCAGUUCCCUCUUCCUGAACGGCGUAAGUAUUUUGGAUUACUAUGAACUGUCUUCUUCACUGCAGUGCUUGUCAUCUGAGCCAGUAUGCACAACUUUUGAGGAAUGCAGAAUCAACAGAAUGAGAUGA